Molecule: messenger RNA, 2229 nt
Organism: Didymosphaeria variabile
Lineage: Eukaryota; Fungi; Ascomycota; Dothideomycetes; Pleosporales; Didymosphaeriaceae
Gene: POL30
Product: proliferating cell nuclear antigen
Exons: 9
Coding region: 1-2229 (742 amino acids)
Biological process (GO): leading strand elongation; regulation of DNA replication; translesion synthesis
Cellular component (GO): PCNA complex
Molecular function (GO): DNA polymerase processivity factor activity; DNA binding
Source: RefSeq, a predicted model, not a curated record
AUGUCCACACUCGAGGAACGGGAGUUGGCCAUCAACCCCAUCGUCGUUACUAGCGUACAACACAACACCCAGGCCGUCUCGAACAUACGCAGUCUGACCGCUUCUCUGUUCGGCGUCGCCGCAGGAACACUUGGGCUGGAGUCCUACCCAGGCUUCAUCUUCUACCUCGUUGGAUCAUUCAUCGUAUCGGCGCUGAUAUUUGCAUUACGCACGGACGGAAAGCCUGCCGACUACUUUCACCGCCCGCUGGGAGACCUGUGGGUUGGGGAUGUGUUCAAUGGUUACGGAAUAGAGGAUGUGGCGAUGGUGCUCUAUGUGUGGGCGGGGUUAUGCGAGGGCCAGGCAAACCCGACUUUGGAGGCUGUGCUUAACCAGCGCUUCGCUCAUCGCAACAUCCCUCCACUCUUCGCCUGUGGAUAUUCAAGGACAAGCUGGAUGCAGAUAGGCGAGGACCGCGUCAAGAUACCCAGGAUCUCAGUGUUACCGGCGAUGCUUGAAGCACGCUUAACCCAGGCCAACCUCUUCAAGAAGGUGGUCGAUGCCAUCAAGGAUCUGGUGCAAGACUGCAACUUCGACUGCAAUGACUCCGGCAUCAACCUCCAAGCCAUGGACAACUCCCACGUCGCUCUCGUCUCGAUGUCUCUCAAGACUGACGCCUUCUCGAACUUCCGCUGCGAUCGAAACAUCGCUCUCGGCAUCAACCUUGGUUCUCUGACCAAGGUCCUCCGCGCGGCAGGAAACGAUGAUGUUCUCAGCAUAAAGGCCGAAGACGCCCCGGAUGUCGUCAACAUUGUGUUCGAGUCUAGUAGCCAGGACAGGAUCAGCGAGUAUGACAUCAAGCUCAUGGACAUUGACCAGGAGCAUCUGGGCAUUCCUGAGACGGACUACUCGGCGAUGAUCACGAUGCCCGCUGCAGAAUUCCAGCGCAUCUGCCGCGAUCUCAGCGCUCUAUCGGAGUCAGUUGCGAUUGAAGUAUCUAAGGAAGGUGUCAAAUUCAGCUGCACGGGUGAUAUUGGUUCUGGAUCGGUACAGCUCCGAAGCAACACCAAUGUCGAGAACCCUAAGGAGAGCGUCGAGAUCGAAAUGACUGAGCCGGUUGCCCUGACCUUCUCACUGAAGUACCUCGUCAAUUUCUGCAAGGCGAGUGGACUCAGCGAUAAGGUCAAGCUGAAGCUCUCCGCCGAGGUGCCGCUGCUUGUCGAGUACCCGCUCACGGAGGGCACCAACAGCUUUCUGCAGUUCUAUCUUGCGCCUAAGUACCUCCCUGAACAAGUCAGUAACAGAGUCGCAGGCAAUCAUACCGCAUACAAGCAGGUCAAAGGCACGAAAACCUCACCCGACCAGAUCCUCGACCUCUACGAAGGCCUGCGACAAUCGAACCUGAACAACUUCGAUGUGUUGUUGACCGGAUACAUGCCUAGUGCGCAUUGUGUACAGGCGAUAGGCAAGAUCGGACGCGAUAUCAAGUUCAAUGCUGGGACAAAACCGGGGAGCUUCUUCUGGGUGCUCGAUCCGGUAAUGGGCGACAACGGCAAGCUCUACAUACCCGAAGACGAAGUCCCAGAAUACAAGACACUGCUUCGGGACGCAGACCUCAUCCUGCCCAACCAGUUUGAAGCAGAGCUGCUUUCGGAGACGACCAUCACCGAUCUUGAUUCUCUCGCAGCUGCAAUCCAAGUAUUGCACAAAAAGUAUCAAGUACCGCACGUAAUAAUCACGUCUCUCCGCUUAACGCACGAUAACCGGACUGUAUCUUCGCGUGCUCCAUCGCGUACGCCAUCAAAGCCCACAUCAACCACUGCAUCUGGUCGACAAACGCCUACCGACGACCCAGCACGAACCCAUCCUGCCUCACUUUCCGCCAAAGAUGGCGCCUCCGAGCAACCAACCUCCUCCACACCAAGAACGUCAGACACCGAGGCCCUCUCGAAGCCUCCCGUCGAACCAGAAGAGCCCGACUCACCCCCCAAAAACAUAACCAUCAUCGGCUCCACCGCAACCUCGGACUUCACCCCCCGCCUCUUCCGCAUAGACACACCCCGAGCUCCCCUCUUCUUCUCCGGCACAGGCGACAUGUUCGCCGCCCUCACCAUCCCCGCCUCAUCCAAGCCGUGCACGCCGCCUCCACCCCAGACGCAGAUCUCAAGUCCACACCGAGCUGGCGCUCCCCAGACGACGUCCCAGCGCACGAAUUACCCUCGCUACAGCCUGCCAGAAAGUCCUCGCUAG